Anopheles marshallii is the source of this 315-nucleotide messenger RNA. RefSeq names its product flexible cuticle protein 12-like. NCBI's taxonomy places the organism in Eukaryota, Metazoa, Arthropoda, Insecta, Diptera, Culicidae. The coding region runs from base 1 to 315 and encodes 104 amino acids. Gene Ontology annotation, cellular component: chitin-based extracellular matrix. The record is from RefSeq and is a predicted model, not a curated record. Gene Ontology annotation, molecular function: structural constituent of chitin-based larval cuticle. The transcript has a single exon.
AUGAAGUGUGCAUUGGUUUUGGUAGCGCUGUGUGUUGCGGUUGCGGUGGCCGUUCCGGUGCCGGACCAGAAAGCCGAAACGCUCAAGUACGACAACAGCAUCAACGGUGUCGACGGGUACAGCUAUCAGUACGAAACGAGCAACGGAAUUUCGGCCCAGGAAGCCGGCGAGCUGAAGACCGUCGGUGAGGCGUCGGCCCUGGCCGUGCGCGGAUCGUUCACCUUUACCGCUGCCGACGGACAGGUGUACACCGUGAACUACAUUGCGGACGAGAACGGAUUCCAGCCGGAAGGAGUGCACAUCCCGAAGGAGUAG